GGGAAAUUAGUGAUCGCUUCAGCUGGAGAACAGAGGAGGUCGGUGUUGGAUAUACAGAAUGAAGGUGGUAACGUGUGAGAUUGCAUGGCACAACAAGGAGCCAGUUUACAGUCUGGACUUCCAGCACAGCUCCGAUGGACGCAUUCAUCGGCUGGCCACAGCUGGGGUGGACACCACAGUCAGACUGUGGAGGGUAGAGACGGGCCCAGACGGGAAGGCGGCGGUGGAGUUUCUAUCUAAUCUGGCCAGACAUACCAAGGCUGUCAAUGUGGUGCGCUUCAGCCCUAAUGGAGAACUGCUUGCCUCAGGAGGAGAUGAUGCAGCAAUUCUGCUGUGGAAGCUCAAUGACUCAAAGGAGCCUGAGCAGGCCCCCGUGUUCCAGGAAGAUGAAGAUGCUCAGCUCAACAUAGAGAGCUGGUCUGUGGUGAAGACACUAAGGGGACACAUAGAGGAUGUGUAUGAUAUCUGCUGGACGCGGGAUGGAAACUUCAUGGUGUCUGGGUCUGUCGACAACACUGCUGUUAUGUGGGACAUCAAUAAAGGACAGAAGCUGUGUAUCUUAAACGACCAUAAGAGCUACGUGCAGGGGGUGACCUGGGAUCCUCUGGGGCAAUACAUAGCCACUCUCAGCUGUGACAGAGUGAUGCGUGUUUACAGCACUCACACCAAGAAGAAGGCCUUCUGCAUCAGUAAAAUGAGCUCUGGGCCACUUGCAGAUGGAGAGGUCAAGCAGUACAGAAUGUUCCACGAUGACAGCAUGAGGUCAUUUUUUCGACGUCUUUCAUUCACACCAGAUGGGUCUUUUUUGCUCGCCCCAGCUGGAUGUGUGGAGAUUGGAGAAAACAUCAUAAACACCACCUACAUCUUUUCCAGGAAGGGCCUCAAAAGGCCUAUCGCUCACUUACCAUGUCCAUCUAAAGCUACGCUGGCCGUGCGCUGCUGCCCUGUAUACUUUGAACUGAGGACCAAGAAGGGAGAAGAUGGUUCUGUUCAGGCUCUUCCCAACGUAUUCCAGUUGCCGUAUCGUAUGGUGUUUGCCGUGGCGUCAGAGGACUCCAUCUUCUUGUAUGACACCCAACAGACCCUUCCUUUUGGCCUGGUGUCCAAUAUCCACUACCACACACUCAGCGACCUUUCUUGGUCUGGUGAUGGUUCCUUCCUGGCUGUGUCCUCCACAGAUGGAUACUGCUCCUUCUUGUCCUUCUCUCCUGGGGAGCUGGGCACUCCGCUGAAGGAGCCCCCCGCCCUGGAGGUCUUCGCCCCAAACAGUGGUGUUGAGAAAAAGGGCAAGAAAUCGGCCAGGACCUCAUCUCCUGUGACCCAGCCACCAAACUCAGUCCCGACUCCCACAUCCCAAACCAGCCUCGGCAAAGACGCCCCCUCUGUCACCCCCCCAGAGGAGAAAAAGAGCACCCCCAGUGCCAAGUCUAAACCUCAGCCCCGUAGGAUCACCCUCAACACCCUGGAGGGCUGGGGGAAGCCCUCCACCCCUAAAUCCACAGCUCCUUUAUCACCUCAGACCCCUACAUCUGCAAGCACAAGCGCACCCUCUACUCCCCAGUCCCGUGUUGGCCCUGUCACCCCUACCAACUCCUCUAAAACCCAGCGACGCAUCACUCCCCUCACUCCCUCCACCCCUAAAGCCCUCAACAGUGCUAAUAGCGCUGGGCCCACCACCCCUAAGGAUACAACCACCCCAAAGGGGCCCACUCCAAGGAGGGUGUCUUUGACUCCCAUCGCAUCCCGAUCUCCAGCUGCCGGUUUACUCUUCUUCACUCCCUCCUCCACUGAGAAGGCCAAACAUGAACGUCCUUCUCCUCCCACUGAUCCAGUGUGCCAGCCUCCGGAAUCCAAGCGGCCCAAGACCGGGGAGCCCGAAGCAAAGACCAGUGUCACCCAGGACAGUUAACUGGGAUCAGCACGGUGCUACGGCAGCAGAAAAGAGCGCAUACAGCAGAGGGCGACCGUUCAAGAAGCCUCAAUGCAAAACCGCUGAGGCACGGCCCCAAAGAUAGCUUUGUGCUCUGGGUUGAUAUUGUCUGUACUUCAUGUAACUAGAUGAAGCGUUAACCUCACAUAAUAUACUCGGUUAUAUAUAUAUAUUUUUAAAAAGCUAGAAAAAAAAGUGUCCUUGAAUUAACUUAGUCGUGUGUGUGUGCUCUGUAUCGUACAGUAAACAACUUUUGAUGUAACUGUAUUAUGUUUGAUUUGUUUGACAUUCAGAUGCUCAAGUGCAGUUGUAAAAAGGAACAUUCUGUCUCAUUUCUUUUCAGAAACAUGUGGUUUUGAAACUUAAACUGCCCUCGAAAAACGCAAGGAAGGGGGGAAAAAAAACAACAAUCAGGCGCUUCAAGGUUUCAUGCCUUGUGAGAGCUUUGUAUACAACCUGAGUCUUGAUUUGCUGAAGACUGGUGAGCAGCAACUUGAGUGAAAAAACGAGCAUUUAAGAGUUGUUUUCUCAUUGUCUA
This is a messenger RNA of Chelmon rostratus (copperband butterflyfish), 2468 nucleotides long. RefSeq names its product chromatin assembly factor 1, subunit B (gene chaf1b). NCBI's taxonomy places the organism in Eukaryota, Metazoa, Chordata, Actinopteri, Chaetodontiformes, Chaetodontidae. Gene Ontology annotation, cellular component: CAF-1 complex; nucleus. The record is from RefSeq and is a predicted model, not a curated record. Bases 59 to 1909 code for a protein of 616 amino acids. Gene Ontology annotation, biological process: DNA replication-dependent chromatin assembly; nucleosome assembly. The transcript has 14 exons. Gene Ontology annotation, molecular function: protein binding.